Molecule: messenger RNA, 1554 nt
Organism: Ostreococcus tauri
Lineage: Eukaryota; Viridiplantae; Chlorophyta; Mamiellophyceae; Mamiellales; Bathycoccaceae
Product: EF-Hand 1, calcium-binding site
Exons: 1
Coding region: 1-1554 (517 amino acids)
Molecular function (GO): calcium ion binding
Source: RefSeq, a predicted model, not a curated record
AUGGGAGUCUGUUCCUCUCGCGCUGUCACCGCUCAGCGCGUCGGCGCGAUGCUCCAAGAGAACCUAAGACUCGAUCCAAAGAGUGAGCGAGAUUUGAUCCGGGCAUACAGGCUGUUCAAGCGGACGGACACGAACGGGGAUGGUAAAAUUCAGAAGUCUGAAUUCGCGAAGGCGUUUCGUCUGGACACGGACGUCUUCUUCGAUCGAUUGUUCGCACUGAUUGACACCGAUAACAGUGGCUAUGUGGAUUUCAGGGAGUUUGUGAUCGUUUUAGCGGCUUUUCAGCUAUCGAACGCGAGUGGGCGGGUUCGAUUUGCGUUUCGGUUGAUGGACCUGGACGACAGCGGCGCGGUGGACAAGGAGGAGUUUCGUGCGAUGAUUCAGGCCAGCGUGGGGAUGUUUAGGACGCGGACGAAGGAGGGGCGAAAGCGUGCGGGAAAAAACGAUUGGCGGGACAAGGCGCCGAAGGACAUUUACGCGGCGUAUAAGGAUUUAUUCGCAAAGCUUGAUCGGUCGCCGGGCAAGGCUAUCGGAUAUAACGACUUUGCGGACAUGUGUGUCAAGUAUCCGAAGUUAUUUACGCCCGCAAAUUACAUUUGGAACACGCUUCGGCGAUACGCGGUGCCAGCGGCGGAGCUCUGUAAGGUGAUUGCGCGCGGUGGUCAUCGAGCAUUCUUUUACAAUUCAAUGCUGGAGCAUGGGUGGCCAGGUGUAAAGUUCUCCGCGCCGCCGCUGGCGUUGGCUGACCGGAAGGUGUACAUGCGCUCACUGAGUAAUCUAUUCAAACGCAAGGGCUCGGUAGUAGACAACGAAGACGCGCGAAUGACUAACGAUCGAGGAGGCGCCGCAUCGAGGUCGUACGAACAAGAUCACGACGCCGGACGUCGCUCGCGCAGUAGGCACUCGAACGCGGAGAUGGGCUCACCCACGAAACAUCGCGACGUGCAUUACGGAUCACAAGAAAACGAGUGUCGAGACGACCGUAGGUACGAGGCACGGCGUAGUGUACGAGGGUACCAUCCAGAAGACCACGUUGAGCGUCGGCACAGUUUGGGUGUUCCUCGUACGGUUCGAGGAGCUGGAUCGAACGACCCUGGACCAAGAGGUAGCUACUCCGCCCCCUAUAUACACAAUCCUCCGCGACACGUGCCUCCGCAGAAGCCCAAGUUUGUGCGCCAAUUUUCUUGGGGAAACGACGACCCCAACAGCGAGCUUGGGAGGCGAGAGCUCCUGGCGUCAAACUCUAUUGAAAAAGCGUACAGAGAGGAGUACCCGGCCGAAGAGGAGCAAGAGUCCUGGUUGGACGACGACAUGAGAGAAUCCACGUCGAACCUUAAAGACAGAACGUUCGACAAGCAGGACUCGAUCGAUGAAAUCUGGGAGGCUCUCCAGGCGUGUCCGAGCGCCAAGGCGGCGCAAUACUACACCCCCGACGACUACGUCCCCGACGAGUACUACAAGCGCCUCGACGACGGCGUGUACUACAAAAAGAAUUAUGCCGCUAAUACCGCCAGUGGGAUUCGACCGCCCGUGUACCAACACGAGAGACAAUGA